UGUGUUAUGUGAGUUGUGCUGAUACAGGAGCGACACAGCUAAGCUACUCAAGAUGCAGCAGAUGCAGUAGGGGAAUAGCUCUUCUCUUUAGCCAGCUAGCGUUACAAGAUAAACUGCGGCUGCAGUUGGCUUUAAGGCGCCCGAAAGUACCGGAAUUUCCUGCUGGUGGAUGAGGUGAGCGUGAUUAUGUCUCGCAGACUAACCAAAGAAGAGCUGGAUGCACAGUUUGAGCAGUUCUUAAAAGAGUCUGUUUCAGAUGACUCUGUGGAUUUAGGUGCUGCUGACAAGCAGCCACACUCUAAAAGCAACCAGAAACCAAGAGUGAGGCAAGAUGAGGCACUCAGUGGUGGAGGAUCAGCAGCAGCACGGUUGGAAUUUCAGAUUUCUUUAAGGAAGUCUGAGUCUAUUCAAGAGGAGGAUGAGGAGGCAGAAGGUAUUCACUCAAAGGAGGAAGACCUCGUCCUGAGAGACAACAAAGACACAGAGGGCUCGGCGACGGUGCCAGCUGUGUACAUGAGCGCGGUGGGUUUAGACACUCUGGAGGAGGAAGAGGAGAAGGCCAGGUUCUUUGCCCAGCUGGAGGCAGGAGCUUCAUCUACUAUAGACUACUCCAAGCUGAACAGGGAGCUGGACUCAACACGUUCUACCCCUGCAAACAACUACAGGAAUGUAGAAGAAGCAGAAGAACCAGUGGAGCGAGGGGGCGGUGAUGAUCACAGCAAGGCCAGAGGGACGAUCAGUCCAGCCUUCACAGGCUCCCCACACUACAGCGAGGAUUUUGAAGAUGACGAGGACGUGAAGGUUCCACUGGAGGAGACGUCAACGACGGCUUCAGUUCUUGCCAGAGGUCAGUCUUACGUGCAAAGUGGGGCCUCAGAGUUGGAGGCUCUUCAGGAGGCCUACAGGCAGGUCCAUGCUGUGGAGGAUUCAGAUGAUCAUGGUCAUCAUACCUCAUCUUUGGAAGUGAGAUGGAGCAUCAACAGACCUCUGUCUCCUUCCUCUCCUCCUCAACGUGCCCAACAGUCUCUGCAGCCUGUUUCUACCAGUGAGUCAGAGCUGCCCACUGCAGAAGAGCUGAUGAGGCUCCUCCGACCAGAGGCAGCUCAAAUUAGAGGCUUCACCCUCCAGCCUGUCAGUGUUGUGGAGCCCAACCAAGAAAAGACUUCCAGGGGACUGGAAAGGGCAUUCCCGGAUGAGGCACAGCACCCUGCAGCUGCAGCAAUAAAUGGGGCCGAGGAGUCGACAAGCCACCCAAUCAGUGCUGCUCACCCCCCCAACAAGGAUCUGAUUUGCAGCAUCAGAGCAGAAGUAGACAAGCUGAUGCAGGAUCAUACCAAAAGCUCUUCUCUCACAUCAUCUCACACUGGCAAAACUAAGAAACACCCGGCCUCCCGUGGCUCCCUUACUUCUCCUUCCUGUACCUCUUCAAUGAGACAAGCCACUCCAGCUCCUGUAAGAGGCAAGCGCCUGGAUGGGAGAACGGCGGUGACUUCAAGGUCAUCGGGGAUAAGUAGAGGUUCUGCUACACCAGCCAAAACCCGGUCUGCUGUUUCCUCACAGUGUCCACACAGAGCGAACCAUGAAGACUGCUGGGACUGCACAGAACCAGGAGUAACAGUGAGGAAUGAACUAGUGGCAUCUGUUCAGUCCUUAGUGGCUGUCCUCCAGCAGCAAAUAGAUGCUACCAAACACCAGGAUUCUGCACAGGAAGUCAGAGAAACCAGGCUGGAGCAACAUCUUCCACAGAUCCGUACUGGCCACGACAGCUCCGUGCUGGAGGAGCUGAGGACGCAGCUGGCACAGAAGGAGAGGGAGCUGCAGAUGAUGAAGGCAGGAGCAGAGGAGCUCAGCUCACUCAGACAGCAGAAUUACCUACUGCAAAGCAAGCUGAGAAGUGCAGAAGAAGCCAGUCAGAAGAAGAGGUGGGUGGAGGCUGCAGAUGUUGCUGCAGAUGAGAAGUUCCAGCAGAUUGAUAAAGAAAUAAAAGAGCAGGAGGCACUCAUAAAAGGUUACCAACAGGAGAAUGAGAAGCUGUAUUUACAGAUGAAGGCUCAGCAGGCCAAGACUAAAGCUAAUGAGGAGGCCAUGUUUAAAGAAAACCAGCGGCUGCUGAAUGAGCUGGCUGCCACCAGGGAGCAGCUGCAUAAAACUUCGAGGCCAGUGGGAAGUAUAUGCUUAACGGAUCAUACUCCACGCACUGCAGACUUGUUAGCGCAAAUAAACUCACUUCAGAGAAAUGAGGCCAAGAUGUCUGAGGACGUCCACAAGCUUAAGCAGGAAAAGCAGGCUCUGGAGGUGGACUUGCAGCUCAUUAAGAAAGAGAGAGACCUGGCUGAAGCCCGAGCCACCUCCACAUCGGGAAAUCAGACCUUUGAGAUGCGUGUAUUAGAGGACAGGCACCAGGAGGAAGUGACAGCCCUUAAGAAAAAACUGCAGUGGUUUGCUGAGAAGCAGGAGAUGCUGGACAGAGAUGCUGGCAGGCUGAAGGCUGCUACAGCUGAGAUACACCAGCUCAGAGAACAGGUAGAAAAACUGAAACAGGAAGUGGGCAAAAGAAACAGCUGGCAGAGAAAGGCGAGAGACAAAUUUGUGGACUCGAAGAGGAUGAAGGACUUGGAGCGACAGGUGAAGGAGCUGGAACAAAUACUCAGGAGCAGAAACCCAAAUUCGCUGCCUGCUUUGAUUUAUGCUGCAGCCACAUCUGCCAGCCACGAGGACGCUGGCAAAAUGUCCUCUUCCAGCCGGAUCACUGCUCUGCUGGAGCGAAGGAUCCAACGUCUGGAGGCCGAGCUGGAGAAUCACGAUGAGGAAGCCAAACGCAGCCUCCAGGUUAUGGAGCAGCAGUUUCACAGAGUCAAGCUCCGCUAUGAGCAGCAGAUCUGUGAGCUGGAGCAGCAGCUGCAGCGUAAGCAGCAGCUUGAAGCAGCAGCUGGGUCCCAGUCACCAGUAGUCCAGGCUCUGGAGGAAGAGCUGUACCGUGUGAAGCAGAGCCACAAACAGAAGGAGAAAUCUCUGCAUGAGCAGAUCGAGUCUCUCCAGCAGCAGCUUAAACAGAAGGCCCUGCUGAGUCCCGGCCGGCACCAGCGCCAAGCCGAGGCAGCAUUUGGUGUGCGGCUUGAGCGGCUGAAUCAAGAGCUCGCUAAAAAGACACGGACCAUUCAGGAACUGAAGAAGGAACGGAGGAACAUGCCGUCUGCCCCCAACACACGAGCAGAAAGACGAUCCACUGAGAGCAAACACCAACAACCAGGUCUCCUCACUGCAGGAGGAGAAACAUUCCCAGCUGCUCCGUGUGAGAAGACCUAUCAGCCCACCGUAUUCACAGGGAGUCAUAUCUCUGAGGUUCUGCAGGAGAACGAAGCUUUAAAAAAGCAGGUGGAGCUUGUGCUCCUGCAGAGCGAGCAGGAGAAGGAAGCUCUGAAGGCUGAUGCUGCACAGGCCAAGCAGCAGCUGUGCAGGCUGACAGAGGAGUUUGAAGAGCAGCUAUCCACUACGAAGGCAGAACACUUUAGAGUGUUGGACCACCUGCGGGCCACCCAUGCACUCGAACACUCAGACUCUAAGGUUGCAGAACUGACUAAUAAGCUGAGCACUCAAGAGAUAAUGAUGAAUCAUCUGGACAAGCAGCUGAAAGAAACGCAGGGGUGCAAAGAAGCACUGAAAAUAUCCAGGAGGAGAGAGGAUGCUCUGCAGACGCAGCUAACCAAACUGCUGCAGGAGCUGAAGGAAGCUAAAGAAGCUUCAAGCUCAGAGGUGAAACUCCUGUGCACCUUGGAGAGGAAGAUACUGAACAUGGAGCUCAGACACCAGCACAGAGAGAAGGAGCUGCAGCAGGUGCUUGGGGGGGCGUGGCAGACGCCAGGUGAUGAUUUGCAGUCUGAGCUGGAGCACUGGAGACGUCUGGCUCAGGACAAGAGCAGGGAGAUGGAUGCUUUCCGCCUUGAGCUCGACGCCAUCCUGGACAUCCUGAGACAUCUGCAACGACAGGGAGCGGUUCUGCCGACUCCUGAGCUCGCCAUUCCACAGAGGAGUUAAUACAACGUUUGAAAGCUGAGACUGUGAAUGCUGCACUGAUUCCAUGCCAGUGUGUCAGCAAUAGAAGCUUUUACUUGUUAUUUAAAUAACUAUUUUUAUAUUUUUCAUGUUAAUGGUUUAUUAGGAUCAGUAUUGCACCAAAGACCUGCAGAGACUGGCUUACCAUCCCUGCCUCCACAGAGGAAACAGUCGUGUAAAAUAAAGAAACCUCUCGAACAUCA
This is a messenger RNA of Maylandia zebra (zebra mbuna), 4256 nucleotides long. It is a transcript of the gene cep162, whose product is annotated as centrosomal protein 162. Gene Ontology annotation, cellular component: centriolar satellite; axonemal microtubule; centriole. NCBI's taxonomy places the organism in Eukaryota, Metazoa, Chordata, Actinopteri, Cichliformes, Cichlidae. The record is from RefSeq and is a predicted model, not a curated record. Gene Ontology annotation, biological process: cilium assembly.